Messenger RNA from Erinaceus europaeus (western European hedgehog), 386 nucleotides. It is a transcript of the gene RPL38, whose product is annotated as ribosomal protein L38. The coding region runs from base 129 to 341 and encodes 70 amino acids. Lineage: Eukaryota; Metazoa; Chordata; Mammalia; Eulipotyphla; Erinaceidae. Gene Ontology annotation, cellular component: cytosolic large ribosomal subunit; ribosome. Gene Ontology annotation, biological process: protein-RNA complex assembly; translation. The record is from RefSeq and is a predicted model, not a curated record. Gene Ontology annotation, molecular function: structural constituent of ribosome. The transcript is spliced from 5 exons.
CUCUUCCGCCGCGGAAAGGUUUAACCGCCCAGAACCGGAAGCGCCGUCCUUUUCCGCUUUCCGUGUUGCUCGCGGCUUCCUGAGAGCGUCUCUCUGCCUGUAGGUGCCGGCGGCCGCACCUGGUCACCAUGCCCCGCAAGAUCGAGGAGAUCAAGGACUUUCUGCUGACGGCGCGGCGCAAGGACGCCAAGUCUGUCAAGAUCAAGAAGAACAAAGAUAAUGUGAAGUUCAAGGUGCGGUGCAGCAGAUACCUUUACACGCUGGUCAUCACGGACAAGGAGAAGGCGGAGAAACUGAAGCAGUCCCUGCCCCCAGGUUUGGCAGUAAAAGAGCUGAAAUGAAGCAGGAGUGCUGAUUUAAACUGUAUUAAAAUUAUUUUAAAAUAA